Molecule: messenger RNA, 204 nt
Organism: Colletotrichum siamense
Lineage: Eukaryota; Fungi; Ascomycota; Sordariomycetes; Glomerellales; Glomerellaceae
Exons: 1
Coding region: 1-204 (67 amino acids)
Source: RefSeq, a predicted model, not a curated record
AUGGGCCUCUACGACGCGCCUGACAAGUACGACCACGACCCUCAGCUCGACGCUUCUCGCUCCGCCAUGUCCUCCCUCCUGGGUGCUCCGUACCGUCCUCGCGAAGGUACCGGCAAGGGCUUGAAGCUCGAGGAGUCGUGGCAGCCCCCUGAGGAGAGCGACGACGAGGAUCAGGAAGAUGCCGACGGCGAGGAACAGGAUUAA